This is a messenger RNA of Scylla paramamosain (green mud crab), 3737 nucleotides long. RefSeq lists its product as uncharacterized. The record is from RefSeq and is a predicted model, not a curated record. Lineage: Eukaryota; Metazoa; Arthropoda; Malacostraca; Decapoda; Portunidae. Gene Ontology annotation, cellular component: endoplasmic reticulum exit site; endoplasmic reticulum membrane. Gene Ontology annotation, biological process: endoplasmic reticulum to Golgi vesicle-mediated transport; vesicle cargo loading; protein secretion.
AUGAAAACACAACACUCCAUGAAGAACUGCUCAAGACUCAAACUGAGAAAGAAAUCACGUCACGAAUCACAGAGUCCUAGUGGAGAUGUCAGUGACCUUGACGCUCAACUUGAACUCAUAAAGCGUGAACAUGCUGCUGAGACUGCUCAACAAGAAGAGAAGAUAGCCCAGUUGGAGCAUGAGUUGGAGGAAGCCACAAGCAACAGCUUAGAGAUGCAUAAGAUGCUUUCAGAAAUGUUAUCAGCACAAAAGGAUACAUCAGCUUUCCAGGCAUCUGUAGACCAUCUUCAGGAAAUGCUUGAUGGUCAGCAAGAAAAGGUGGAAGCAUUAAAUUCUGACCUAGCACUGAAGACAAGACUAAAUGAAGAACUUCAUCUUGAACUAUCAUCUUCCCAGAGAACAAGUGGCAAAAUUAGAUUCUCAGGUUCAGCAGUUAACACAGUCACUAAAGGAGUUGAGCACUUCCAAGGAGGAUAUCAAUCAACAGCUACUGAAAGACAUGGAACUUGUCAAGAACUCCAGACUGCCAAUGAUUCCCUCUCCAAACAGUCUGAGGACUAUGACCACCAGUUAUCAGACUUGAAGGAAGAACUGCAGACAUUACAGGAUACUAUUGCCACCUUACGGGAAAGUGUGGACACCAAGGAGUCAGAACUUAAAGUUGCCAAGGAAUGUUUGAAAACACUCCAGUUAACCUCAGGAGAUUCUCAAGUUGCACCUGAUGACAAUAAGCUGUCCUCACUCUUUGAUGUCAUUACAAUUAAGGCAGAAUUGCAGAGGGUGAGCAGUGAACGCCUGAACUUGGAAGACCAAUUGAAAGAAUCAGAAAUGGCCCAGAAAAACUUGGAAGACACUAUGUCCUCCAUUCGGUCAGAGGUAACAGACCUGCGUACAAUGCAUGAUGAAGCAAUACGUGAAAAGCAAGAGGCAAUGAGCAAGUUAGCAGUCUUGACCCAGUAUUUUGAAGAGAAAGAAGCACAACUCACAAAGGAACUGGAGUCACAGGAAGGACUACGUAUGAAUGCUGAAGGGACAGCAGCCUCUGUAGGCCACAAGAUUCAUAACUAUGAGUUGGAAGUUGCAUCCUACAAGGAAGGAAAAAGUCUUCCUGAAGCAAAGAAAGGAGUAAUCCCCAGAAUGUCCAUGGAACACUUUAACCUGGCAGACCUGUCACCCACCACAGGAGAUGUGCCUGUCUCAGAUGAGUACAAAGUAGAAUGGGUGAAAGCUAAAGCUGAAUUCAAACGGAAAAAUCGGCUGCUUUUACUGCUGAUGUUUGUGAUAAGAAUCAAAAGAGCUCAGGUCCAACUGUGGCCUUUGCUCUCCAAUCCUCUGAUUCUUCCCAUUCUUCGGACUCAGGCCAGAGCCUCAACGAAUCAGUACAUUCAUAUGAAUCUUCUUUGUCACAAGAAACAAGAAGCAGCAACAAACCAGAACAAUCAGAGCCUAGUGGAAUAUCCCCAACUAGAUUUAUUGCAAUGUGUUCCUUUCACAACUAGUGCAGGAAGUUUUUCUGGACUAGCAUUGUCACGACCAGCAUCCCUCAAGAUAUCAUCAAGAUUAGAUUCCUUAUCCUCAGGACAUAUGAACACAAACAAUGCACUGUCCACAUCAUCAGUAACAACAAGCUUGAAUUCAUUAACCACCCAACUCUCUGGUGUGGAUAGUGAACCAAACCUUAGUACAUCAGUCCAAGAUGAAGGACAUAGUCAGUCUGCUCUUGACAUAGGACUGCACAGCAGCAGCUUAGUAAAUAUUGGAACAGUUUAUGGCACCCAUUUUGAUGUAACGAUACAGGAAACUCCUGCCUCUGAUGAUGUGAAAAGUACGGUUGCUGCCAUGAAGAGUAUCUUUGAGAGAGAUGCUAAGCUCAGGUCUGUGUCAGACAAAUUUUCCUUUGGCUCAAAUGAAAACUUCACUUUUGGCACAACAGUGAAGAGUUCACACAGUUCAGAAUCACUGACCAAGAUAGAAAAGAAAGAGUUUGGGACAUUCAGCACUUCAGAUAUGAACCUGGUGGAGAAGAAGAAAAAAGCUCAGGUUCAAAGUCUGCAAAAAGAACUACAAGAGCAGGAAAAUUCCUACAAGGCUCAACUUGACAGCUGUGAGAAGAAGGCUCAUGACAACUGGCUACAGGCACGUGCUGCUGAGCGGAAGCAUGAAGAACAAAGGCAGGAGAAUAGUCAGCUGCGGAACCGGCUGACACUACUGCAGAAGGAGAGAGAAGACAUGCAAGGAAGCAUCCUGAAACCUACUUCCAAACGUCUAGAUGCUAAUGGAAGAAUGCCUUCUCCGGGCCCCAUUAUAGAAGGGGAAGUGGAUGGUGAACAUUCUGAGUCACCACCUCAUCCUUUACAUGGUCCACCCAUGAUGCCCCCUGGAGUCCCAUUACCUCCAGGAAUCCCUCCCCCUCAUGGUUUUCAUGGAGUGCCACCCCCACCCCCACCACCUGGCCUGCCACGUGGGGUGCUUCCACCAUUUCAUCCUGGGGAGUUCCCAUUCAUGAGACCACCACUGCCUCCCCUCCCAGGAGACCGACGCCUUCCUCCUGCAGGAGGCAUGUCAUCUCCCCCAUUCAGGAGGUCUGGGUCUCCAUCAUAUGGUCACCGCAAUGACCGUUACUCUCCUAGCAGUGAACAUUCUCACCUCUCAGACCGCCAUUAUUCACCACCACCCCUGCGUCACAGACCUCCCUCCCCUGACAUGCACCGCCGCAAUCAUUCCCCUGAUAGGAGGUCUGAUAGGUUAAGAUCACCUGACCGCCGCACUGACAGAGUCAGAGCUUCUCCUGAUCAUCAUCGCUCAAACCGGAGAACCCCAGAUCGUAGAUUAGACAGACGUUCUCCAGACAGACACUUCUCCACAAGGUCACCUGAUGGUUACCACAGACACAGUUCUUCUCCCCACGACUAUUAUGAUCAUUCUGAUUAUAACAGUGAUGACUCCAGGUUACACCAAACUUCUAAUAAAGGAAAGAAGACUUCCACACCCCUGGCCCCCUCAGACAGGUGGAGGAAUGAUGUAUAGCUGCUGCUGCUAGGUGCAAUUUAUUGUGUGUCUGGAUCCAGAGUUUUCCAGUUUUGUCUUCUCACAAAGUCUUUACUAGUGACUGCACACCCACACAGUUGCUUUUUUUAAUUAUUUAUUACUUGAAUAAAACCAUUCCAAGUGAAGAAAGGGGAACAAAAUUGUUACAGUUCACAGAUAAUUCACAUAAUUUAUAUCCACAUGUAAUCAUGUUUCAUUUGAUGUAGUAUCAACAGAUGGAUAUGCAGACUUUACUUUGAUGGUUUGUAAGUAUUUGCUUUUGUAUUGGCAAUGAUAUAGACUCAUUUGGUAUCCCUCAUGAUGUUUGAGCAGGUCAUCUAGAUAGCUGCAGGGCCACUGUAUUUACUUUGUGAGUCCAGCAGUGGAGAGUUUGUCUUCAUUGUGGUUGUUAUCAAGAUGGUGUGAUAUCAUGGCAGGAAGAGUGAAGCAUUCAACUCUUGUAAAAGCUGCAGUUUUAUGUGAUUGGUUGUAUGAAUGCUUGUGAGUUAAGCAUGAAACUGUAUAUUUGUAAUAUUCAUUGUAUAUUAGGAUGAAGCAUUUUGUACUUGACCACCUUAGUGAGUUCCCAUUGGUCAUACAAUGACUGGUGAUUAAUUUCCAGUGGCAGUAGUGAGCAGGUGCUGUAUGUUCAUGGUGAGGUUUCCCCUUGUUAUAAUAUGUUGAUGACAGUUUAAUAAACUUGUACGAAA